AUGAAUGUGCACCAGUUUGAUUAUCUUUGUGAUUUGCUGAAACCGUACUUAACUAAACGAAGUGUCAGAACUCCAUUGCCUAUACAGUUACGCGUGGCCAUGACUCUUGAGAUACUAGCCCGAGGGAUAUCAGUUAGGACGUUUUCAUGGAGUUAUAGAAUUGGGCGUUCUACUCCACAUAAAAUGUUUAACGAAACCUGCAAGACUUUGUGGGUAGCUCUUCAACCGAUAUAUCUGCAGGCACCAACAAGAAAGACUAUGAUGCAAAUAUCUGAGGAUUUCUUCAACCGAUGGCAGUUUCCCAACUGUGUCGGAGCGAUUGACGCACGGAGAAAAAAUUUUCACCGCUGUAGCUAA
Messenger RNA from Temnothorax curvispinosus, 357 nucleotides. RefSeq lists its product as uncharacterized. The transcript has 2 exons. The record is from RefSeq and is a predicted model, not a curated record. NCBI's taxonomy places the organism in Eukaryota, Metazoa, Arthropoda, Insecta, Hymenoptera, Formicidae. The coding region runs from base 1 to 357 and encodes 118 amino acids.